AUGGUGGCAGACACGGCCUACUAUGACGUCUUGGGCGUCCCUACAAAUGCAACGGAGAUACAGAUUAAGAAGGCGUAUAGAAAGCUAGCCAUAACGACUCAUCCAGACAAGAAUCCCGGAGAUGAAACUGCCCAUGAACGAUUCCAGGCGAUCGGUGAAGCCUAUCAAGUCCUCAGUAAUGAGCAGCUACGGAAACAGUAUGAUAAGUUUGGUAAAGACCAUGCGGUGCCUGAUAGUGGGUUCGAGGAUCCUGCGGAAUUCUUCAGCAUGAUUUUUGGAGGUGGCGCAUUCGUUGAUCUCAUUGGCGAAAUUUCCCUCAUGAAGGAUAUUACCCAGACCAUGGAUAUCACGAUGCAGAACGAAGAGGAGGAUGAGCAAGCAGAAAAAGCAGAUCUAGCAGAAGCCGCAAAGGAAAAAUUCAGUGUACAGGACAAGGAGGCCCAGGGACCUACGUCAGAAAGAACCAGCGGAGGUUCUUCCGUCCCUCGCCCCACAGAUCGCAGAGAAUCCACGACUGUGCCAGAUCUGAAAGCACCUCCAGCUGAUGCGCCACCACAGUCAGGUCCUAGCUCCGGAGAUAACACCCCUCGUCGCUACCUGGGCCAACACGCGAUCAUGGAUAGAUCGGAUGAGGAUGUGAGGAUGGAGAAUAUCUCGGCGGAGGAGAAAGAGUUGAGGAAGAAGGAGAAGAAAAAGGGCGGUCUCACCAAGGAACAGCGGGAGCGAUUGGCGGCUUUCGAGAUGGAACGAAGGCGGCAGCGGGAAGAACGGAUCAAUACCCUUUCCCAAAAACUUAUCGAUCGUAUUAGUAUAUGGACAGAAACUGACAUGGGCACGGAUGUGACGCGCGCGUUUGAGGAGAAGAUCCGUCUGGAAGUCGAAAACCUCAAAAUGGAAUCCUUUGGCCUAGAAAUCCUCCAUGCGAUCGGCACGACGUAUAUACAAAAGGGCACUGCAUUCCUGAAAUCCCAGAAGUUUCUGGGCAUCUCUGGUUUCUGGUCAAGACUGAAGGACAAAGGCACCCUGGCCAAAGAGACCUGGCACGCGGUUUCUACAAUGGUCGAUGCCCAGAUGAGUGCGGAGCAUAUGGCUCAACUUGAGGAGAGAGGCGGGGAAGAUUGGACAGACGAGAAGAUGGCAGAACAGGUCAAAAUAGUCACAGGGAAGAUGCUUGCAGCUGCAUGGCGUGGAAGCAAAUUCGAGAUCCAGAGCGUUCUCCGUGAUGUGUGCGAUAAGAUCUUGAACGACAAAGCCGCUAAACGCACCCCGGAAGAAGAGGGUGAUUACAUGGCUUUUGAACAGUUGAUGGCGGAAGCUACUGCUAAGAAAGCCAAGAAUGCGAAGAAAAAAGAUGGCAAAAAACCAAAGGCAGAAUCAGGCAGCGAGCCUCGUGAGCUUUCCGAGCAGGAUACGUCAAACUGA
Messenger RNA from Histoplasma capsulatum G186AR, 1422 nucleotides. Its product is annotated as DnaJ domain-containing protein. The transcript has 5 exons. Gene Ontology annotation, cellular component: cytosol. NCBI's taxonomy places the organism in Eukaryota, Fungi, Ascomycota, Eurotiomycetes, Onygenales, Ajellomycetaceae. The record is from RefSeq and is a predicted model, not a curated record. The coding region runs from base 1 to 1422 and encodes 473 amino acids. Gene Ontology annotation, biological process: protein import into peroxisome matrix.